Molecule: messenger RNA, 1908 nt
Organism: Cooperia oncophora
Lineage: Eukaryota; Metazoa; Nematoda; Chromadorea; Rhabditida; Trichostrongylidae
Source: the annotation of a GenBank genome assembly
AUGGAUUUGGUUGUUCUUGGACUGGCGAGAGGUUUCCAAGUGUGGACGUUCAAUGAAAACGGCGACUGCGAAGAGGUGAUGUCAGAACGUCAAGGUCCGAUUCGAGCUUUUGUGCCGUUGUCAGGCAAUUUCGAGCUGCACAGUGAGGAGAUUGACAUGUUUGCUGAUCAAAGACCUUUCGUGGCGAUGGUGGAUACAUAUACGACCGUACCAGAUCGGCAGUACUGCUCCGUGUCGGUAGUCUCACUUAGCUCUGGGAAAGGAGUUCGACGAUUCGCGUUCGAGGAACCAGUGUGUGGAUUGAAUGCUGCGGCGAGAUACCUUGUCGUCUCUCUGUCCACACGUUUGGUUAUUCACGAUGUCGUCACACUGACGGAAUUACGUUCGAUCAAGGUGGUCCAGCCACCUGAAUGUUGCGCUCCUGCCAUCGCGCUUAAUCAGCAAUUCAUUGCCUAUGCGGAUUUCAAGCUGAAUCCGGAUGUGCAGAGUUGUGGAGGAAUGUGCACAGAUAUAGAUGACAUGCCGGCGACGUAUGCAAAUCAGGUCUUUAUUGUGGCAAAGCUGAAUCCGGAUGUGCAGAGUUGUGGAGGAAUGUGCACAGAUAUAGAUGACAUGCCGGCGACGUAUGCAAAUCAGGUCUUUAUUGUGGCAAAGGCCCUUUCGCGCACGGUAACAUCAUCGGUAACCGGUGCAAGUGGAACGAAAGCUGGCGAAGUUCCUAUGGGAAUCGUGACCGUCGUCGAUCUGGAACGAGAACUUGAGGAUGGCUCUGAAGGAUGUGCUAUAAUGGCACAUUUUGCUGCCCAUAAUGAACCAUUGGCCACCAUGGCAUGGUCACCAGACGGACGUUUGCUGUUGACGACGGAUACGUCAGCGUGUGUCUUCAAUAUCUUCUCAGUACUCACUCAUCCGUUCACUCCACUACUGUCAGCCGUGCAACACCUGUAUCGAUUACGGCGUGGAACGACUGUUGCCAAGGUGGUGUCAUGUGCAUUUUCGUUGGAUUGUCGUUGGUUGUCGAUUUGCACAAACCAUGGGACUUGUCACGUUUUCGCGAUUAGUCCAUAUGGUGGCAAACCAUCACGGCGGACUCAUGGCGAGCACUUUACGAACAAGGAAUCGCGGUUCCUCCGUUCAGCAGGCUUGGCUAGUGGCGUUGAGACUCAGGCAGUGCUGCCACCUCGUACAAGGAGCCAGAGUGGUGCUACUCCGUUGUCUCGGGAACAUCCAUGUAUGUGGAAUCGCACUAUGGCUCGGUCAACAGCGAAUCCUCGCAUAGGGCCUUAUCCACCACCGGUUAUGCUGGAACAUCCAUGUAUGUGGAAUCGCACUAUGGCUCGGUCAACAGCGAAUCCUCGCAUAGGGCCUUAUCCACCACCGGUUAUGCUGUAUUCGGUGAAGAAGAUCAGACCCCAAAUGAGCGCCUCAAGCCUCCUUGCCCUUGGAAAAGAUCUGGCACCAUUGGCAUUGGCAGCGGUUGGCUCUAGUGGCGCCUCGAAACGACGCGCAAGUGUCGAUUUGGCGCGCAUUUCUUUGGCGUUCGCCAGUCGUACAAUGGCGUCGGAUCGUUCCCCUUCGCUUCUGAUCGCGACCGCAGAUGGAGGCAUAGUUUGUGAGUAUGAGCUGCAUCCUCGAGUGCAAGGUUCGAUGAGCGCCGAAGAUCCGCCGCAGAUUGACGUCUCACCAACGGCAAUGUGGACCCUACAGAGGACGAAGAACAAUCCAGACAUGCCACCACCACUGCAGCAAGGUAGUCCACUACUGACAUGGCUCCUGCCUGACAAGACUCGUUCUCGGGUGUCUCGAGAGACUGACACCUGGAUACCGCAAGUUGAGGUAAGUGAAUGUUUCUGUCUCGUUUGUUUUGAUCAUUUUUAUCACUUUUUAUAUGAGUCUGUUUUCUGGUAA